AAGACACAGACAGGCCCGCUUGGAAUAUGUUGAGCCGUCUGGAAGUACUACUAGCAGAGAGGUGCUAUUCGCAGAAGUAGCCACGAAUCCAUUCUGGUUUGAAUACCUUGUUGCCACCCGUCUUUGUGCUCGUGGUAGGAACCGAUACAACUGUGCUUUACCCCUUCUCUUUUUCAUCUACUCUUUCUAGAAAACAUUUUAUUUCCUCAUUACCAUUUCUAUCUUUCCUAACGAACAAGAAAGAUGCCGCACCCGCAGUACGGCGAAGACGGGGCGCUGUUACCAGCGUAUAACGAAUUCGAGGACGAGAUGCCCGAGGAGAAGCGCCCCACGCCAUGCAUUGGGUGCUGCGCCCUGUGGGUGAUCAUCACUGUAUCCAUCGUAGUUUUACUUGCGGUAGGUGCGGUCAUUGCGUGCGUGGUUUUGGGAUCCACUACGCAAGGGACAGUGGUGGUUGAACUGGACGAAGACUGGGUGGCCGCGGCGGCGCAGACCGGCAGUGAAGGAGCACCAGAGCCACGCAAGUCCAUUCCGGACCCCGUCGGGGACGAAGAGAGCCCACCGAGCGCUGCGGUGCAAGAACUUCUGAACGCCAAAUCGGCGCACUUGACACUGGCGGAGAGGCAGCCGCCGUUGGAGCGUCCUAGAUCUCCGGCGGGAGAUCCGCUGUACCGCGAGGCGCCGAUGCAGUUCGCGUGGUACCGCAACACUGCUGGUCAGGUCGCGGGCCAGGCGUCGGUGCGCGUUGACAUUGGAACUGGGCCAGAUGCUUUUAAAAACCGGGCGAUGAUCUUGUGCACGGGCUGUGGCGCGCAGAACUUCUUCAUCAUGGAGGAGAGCGAGCAGUUCCGUUCCACCACGGAGAAGGAACUGAAUCCGCUACCACAUGUUGCGAAGAAACUAUCAGGUGACAAAAAAGUGACCGUGAAUAUUUAUAACGACGGAACAUCGUUUCCCCCGGGGCGUCUACUGGCGGACGAGGCAAAGGUGGUUCUUUACCAACCGGAGAAGUCAAUAUUUCCCUACUACAGCAGUUUUUGCACCCGUGAAGAGAUUCUUGCCCAUUACCGACAGCGCCGGUCACUUCCUGACGCGUUGCUGGAUCGAUUGAUCGUUUGCCCAAGGAACGAUUCUGAGCCUCCCGCCGCAUUCGACAAAAAGGGAUUGUGGCCUGUACCCAGCUACUCGCUUUCCUUGGCACCGAGCGCCUCGGACCGGGAGCGGGUGCUGAAUUUUGUGCACAUCGAGGAGCCGACGGACGACCCGAGCGGCUUCCACGGUAUUCUCGGGCUGGGAUUUUGGGACGAGCGGAACGGUGGAGCAAACAAUUUGCACGCGCGGGACGCGGCGGCGCACGUGCUCCAGCAGCUCCGCCUUGGCGCGAUAGAGGAAGGUAGGGAAAAUACAGUGUUCAGCUUCGAUAUUACCGUUCCCGCCGGACAUUCGGAUGCGUUUUCAGCACGCUACGCAGUCAACGGGAGCGCUGACAGCCUGAGCUGGUCGAAGAAGCCCCAUUUUAUACUCGGCACCUCGCCGGCUCCCGACCGCCUGCGGCGCUUCCCGGUGAUGCCUGAGCCGAUCCGGAACGACGAGUUGCUCUCCCAACUGCUCAGCGACCGCGGGCUUUCCGCCCUCGGAGAUCCGGGCACCCCGGCGCAGCAAAGUUCGGCGCACCACAAGAUGGCGCUGAAGGCGUUCGCGCGAUGGUACCUCUACAAAACCGAAAAUGAAGAGGUGAACGGCGCUGAGAAUGGCUCAGCGUACGAGUAUCAGUUCCGUGGGACGCCACUCCGCGAACAGCAACACCUACCCUCGCACGAAUACGUCAAGGAAAAACUGGACUUCCGCGGCCCGUCCUGGAGCCUGGCGGCCAGCAAAAUUCGCAUCGGCAACACGAUUUACGAUGCCGCGGACGACGUUUUCGCGCCGGAGGCCGGGGUCGAGUUUUCCGCUGAGAAGCACCUGCAGGCGGAUGUUUUACCCUCCGUCGAGUGGGAGUAUGACACGACCAAGGGCGGCAUCAACGGAAAAAGCGAGGAAGCAAAAACGAAGUUGCGCCCGCGGAAGCCGAGCAGAACGACAUACACCGAUAAAAGGUACUCGCUACAUCUGGAUUCCGCCCACGGGGGGAUUAUGUUGGCGGCGCCCCUGCGUGAGGUUUUUGAUAAAAAGUUCAAGAAGUUGACGGAAGGGAAUGGUAAACGAUGCGAGGACGGUCCCGACAUUGCAUUCGAGUUGACGGAAGAGAUUGCUGAAAGCGCGGACGAAGGAGAGGGGGCAAGAACCGAAGUGCCAGCUUCCGGUUCCUCCGCAAAUCAAAAAUCCUCGUCUCACACGCAUUGGUACGUUCUGCAUGCGAAGAACUACUGCUACUGCAAAGGCAAGAAGCAUGUUCAACUUCGCCACUGCGUCGGGACAAUUAAUGACCCGUCGGAUACCCUCAACCGAAAGGCCAUGUAUUUAGGCCGGCCCUUUCACCGGGCUUUCUACGUGGGGUACGACUUUGUGAAACGCGAAAUUCUGUUACCCAGAUUUUAGAGAGUGAUAUUGUAAGAUGGAACUCAUACCAUAGUAGGAAUACAUGAUGUUUGUUGUACAUAAUUUGGAAAUGUUAGACUCGUGAUGAUGUGUCCGGGAUCCGGAUAGCGCUCGCAUUAGCCUCAUCUCCAACAGAGGUGUUGCGUUUAUAGUUUCUUUGCCAGGAUAGAGAUGUAUGAACAGAAACCUAGAACGAUUUGACUACAACGGUAACGGAUUUUCCCUAUUACAAAGUGUUUUCUUGCUGUACGUGGACAAUUUUAAACAUCCUAGAAAUUUGUUUCCUCGAAAAAAAGACAUUACAUGCAUAGGCAGGCUCGUUAACAGUCACUGCCACAUCUAGAAGAAUCAAGCUACAUGAAGUUUUUUUGCUGAUGUCACAUUCAAUUGUACGAAACCUGGAAAAGCUUUGAGCGCCAGCUGGUCCAGGCCGAGCGAGUGCAGUGAAGAAUUCGCAAGCGGUUUUCGAAUUCUGAAAACGAACACAGAAUUUGUACGGAGAGCGUGCAAGUCAUCAAACCCUUGUACAGAGAGUAUGCGGCGGGACCCGGCUGCAGGAUAAAAAGCGAUAAUUUCGCCACGACAAACAACAUUCGCC
Amoebophrya sp. A120 is the source of this 3136-nucleotide messenger RNA. The record is from the annotation of a GenBank genome assembly. NCBI's taxonomy places the organism in Eukaryota, Dinophyceae, Syndiniales, Amoebophryaceae.